Molecule: messenger RNA, 3526 nt
Organism: Choloepus didactylus (southern two-toed sloth)
Lineage: Eukaryota; Metazoa; Chordata; Mammalia; Pilosa; Megalonychidae
Product: glutamine--fructose-6-phosphate aminotransferase [isomerizing] 1
Exons: 1
Coding region: 81-2126 (681 amino acids)
Biological process (GO): carbohydrate derivative biosynthetic process; protein N-linked glycosylation; UDP-N-acetylglucosamine metabolic process
Molecular function (GO): carbohydrate derivative binding; L-glutamine:D-fructose-6-phosphate transaminase (isomerizing) activity
Source: RefSeq, a predicted model, not a curated record
AUCGUCCCAGAGGCUCUCCUGUGCGCUCUCAGUGUUGCCAGCCGCCCGCCCCUCACCCUGCGGACCGCGCCUCCUGCAUCAUGUGCGGUAUAUUUGCUUACUUAAACUACCAUGUUCCUCGGACAAGACGAGAAAUCUUGGAGACCCUAAUUAAAGGCCUUCAGAGACUGGAGUACAGAGGAUAUGAUUCUGCUGGUGUGGGAGUUGAUGGAGGCAAUGACAAAGAUUGGGAAGCCAAUGCUUGCAAAAUCCAGCUUAUUAAGAAGAAAGGGAAAGUUAAGGCACUGGAUGAAGAAGUUCACAAACAACAGGAUAUGGACUUGGAUAUAGAAUUUGAUGUGCAUCUUGGAAUAGCUCACACCCGUUGGGCAACACAUGGAGAACCCAAUCCAGUCAAUAGCCAUCCCCAGCGCUCUGAUAAAAAUAAUGAAUUUAUUGUUAUUCACAAUGGGAUCAUCACCAACUACAAAGAUUUGAAAAAGUUUUUGGAAAGCAAAGGCUAUGAUUUUGAAUCUGAAACAGACACAGAAACAAUUGCCAAGCUUGUUAAGUAUAUGUAUGACAAUCGGGAAAGUCAAGAUACCAGUUUUACUACUUUGGUGGAGAGAGUUAUCCAACAAUUGGAAGGUGCUUUUGCACUUGUAUUUAAAAGUGUUCAUUUUCCUGGGCAAGCAGUUGGCACAAGGCGAGGUAGCCCACUGUUGAUUGGUGUACGAAGUGAACAUAAACUCUCUACUGAUCACAUUCCAAUUCUCUAUAGAACAGGCAAAGACAAGAAAGGAAGUUGCAAUCUUUCUCGUGUGGACAGCACAACUUGUCUUUUCCCUGUUGAAGAAAAAGCGGUUGAGUAUUACUUUGCUUCUGAUGCAAGUGCUGUCAUAGAACACACCAAUCGCGUCAUCUUUCUUGAAGAUGACGAUGUCGCAGCAGUGGUGGAUGGCCGCCUUUCUAUCCAUCGAAUUAAACGAACUGCAGGAGAUCACCCUGGUCGAGCUGUGCAAACCCUCCAGAUGGAACUACAGCAGAUCAUGAAGGGUAACUUCAGUUCAUUUAUGCAGAAGGAAAUUUUCGAGCAGCCGGAAUCAGUUGUGAACACAAUGAGAGGAAGGGUCAACUUUGAUGACUACACUGUGAAUUUGGGUGGUUUGAAGGAUCACAUUAAGGAGAUUCAGAGGUGCCGGCGUUUGAUUCUUAUUGCUUGUGGAACAAGUUAUCAUGCUGGUGUAGCAACGCGUCAAGUGCUAGAGGAGCUGACUGAGUUACCUGUGAUGGUGGAACUAGCUAGUGACUUCCUGGAUAGAAACACUCCAGUUUUUCGAGAUGAUGUUUGCUUUUUCAUUAGUCAGUCAGGUGAGACAGCAGAUACCCUGAUGGGUCUGAGGUACUGUAAGGAGAGAGGAGCUUUAACCGUGGGAAUCACAAAUACAGUUGGCAGCUCUAUAUCAAGAGAGACAGAUUGUGGAGUUCACAUUAACGCUGGUCCUGAGAUUGGGGUGGCCAGUACAAAGGCUUACACCAGCCAGUUUGUAUCCCUUGUGAUGUUUGCCCUUAUGAUGUGCGAUGACAGGAUCUCCAUGCAAGAAAGACGCAAAGAGAUCAUGCUUGGAUUGAAACGGCUGCCUGAUUUGAUUAAGGAAGUACUGAGCAUGGAUGAUGAAAUUCAAAAACUGGCAACAGAACUUUAUCAUCAAAAGUCAGUCUUGAUAAUGGGGCGUGGCUAUCAUUAUGCUACUUGUCUUGAAGGGGCACUUAAAAUUAAAGAAAUCACCUACAUGCACUCUGAGGGCAUCCUCGCUGGUGAGUUGAAACAUGGGCCUCUGGCUUUGGUGGAUAAGCUGAUGCCUGUCAUCAUGAUCAUCAUGAGAGAUCACACUUAUGCCAAGUGUCAGAAUGCUCUUCAGCAGGUGGUUGCUCGGCAGGGGCGCCCUGUGGUGAUUUGUGAUAAGGAAGAUACUGAGACCAUUAAGAACACGAAAAGAACGAUCAAGGUGCCCCACUCUGUGGACUGCCUGCAGGGCAUUCUCAGUGUGAUCCCCUUGCAGUUGCUGGCUUUCCACCUUGCUGUGCUGAGAGGCUAUGAUGUUGAUUUCCCGCGGAAUCUUGCCAAAUCUGUAACUGUAGAGUAAAGAGCACCUGAAACUCGGGGCAGUUAAGCAACAGAUGACACCUUUUGUAUUUAAAAUCUUGAUUUAAAAUAUCACUCCUUUACACCUUUUUUAGUAAAUUCUAAUUUAUAUAUUAGUUACAAUUAUUCCACUUAAUUAGUGGUUUUUGUGAAAAUUACCUCUUAUAUUUUUCCAGUGAUUUGUGGGGGAGUUUGAAUAAUGAACUCUAUAUCAGAAAGAGAUUUUAGCUAUCAUUUUCUUUUAAGAAUACUGGGUGUUGAAUUUCUGGGCCCUCCACUUCAAUCUGAGAGGAUUGCACGUUUUUAAAAUAAUUGGCAUUUGUUUUACUAUGCAUCUAUUCAGUCAGACCAGUGAAAGAGUAGUGCAUUUAACUGGGAUAUCGAAAGCCAGCAGCAAAGUAUGCUAACUCUUGGACAAGUGAAUUAAGAUUUUGCUAAGCUAUAUAUAAAGAGAAGAUGCUGUGAUUUAUUUGAAACAUGUUUCUGUUUGUUUUUAAAUCAAACUGUAAAACUUAAAAACUGAAAACUUUCUGGUGGGAUUUCUAUCUAAAUUAGGUUAACCUUAGUUUCUCAGACUUUUUUGCCUCUUAUAAUCUGUAGGUCGAAGUAAUUUAGGAAGCAAUAUAUUAUGGUACUGCAUUGGUUUUUUCUGACCCUUAAUAGAACGUAUUUGCACAAUUUUAUAGCACAAGUUUAAAUUUGAGCUGCUUUGGACAACCAACAAUUUGAAUAUGAAUUUAAAGAUAGGUUGUGUAGGUAUUGGAUGUCAUACUCCUUAUUUUCUCAUCAACUAAAAGUGGUUAUUUAUAUUUCAUUCUAUCUACAGGUUAUCGAUCAUUUUUUAAAUGACUGCUGAAUGACAUAUUUUAUCUUGUUCUUUGAAACUGCAACAGAGAGCUGCUAUCAGAUGUCUCAAAUUAAAUCAAUACUGAUAAAUCGAUGUUAUACCUCUUCAGUUUUGUCCCAAGGAAGAAUUUCAUGUAGUUAAUUUUAACUUUCCUUCAUUGCUUCCUUACAUAAAACUACUACCUUAGUGCCAGUUUGGAAGCUCUUUGCAAUUGUUUGGAAGAUUUGCAAGUCUUUUGACUAAUCAUUUGCCUCUAAAUUGCAUGGUGAGCUAGCCUCAGAAAAGCUAUUUGCUUUAUACUGAUAAUGGUGAAGGAUUGCAUCAAAUUUAGUAUUAUUUCGUUGUCAUUUUUCUAUUUGUAUUUUCUGUGUUCUCCUAGAAUAUAGGUAAGAAUGAAGGUGAUACAAAUGAAAAGAUAUUGAGGUACCUUCAGCUGAUUAGUGUCAGAAAUGGAAGUUGACAGCCUAAAAUAUUUAGGGUAGAAAUAUUAGUUUGACACCCAAAAAGUUGUAAUAAUUUCUUUAAUGGAGUUUUUUUGUGUUUUUUUUUGUGUG